Molecule: messenger RNA, 1481 nt
Organism: Chara braunii
Lineage: Eukaryota; Viridiplantae; Streptophyta; Charophyceae; Charales; Characeae
Source: the annotation of a GenBank genome assembly
CCAGCGGGCGCAUCUUCGUGGUGGACGCUUCUUCACCUACGUCAUGCGCACUGCCCUGUGGAAGUCUGGAGCAGCGGGCGCGUCUUCGGCUGCGCCGUGCGUCAUCUCCUGUGUCGUCGUACACGAGCGGCCGCAUCUUCGGCACUGGCGUUCGUCAUCAAAGUGGCGGUUUUCAGCAGCGGGCGUUUGUUUGGCAGUUGUGGCAGGCGUCUAGCUAUGGAGAGCACGGAGUUCUCGGAUAUCGACGUUCGCGGGCACGGGCAGGGUCUUCGGGAUGACGAAAUCGACGCGGUGGCGAUAACCGUGACUGCCAUCGUCGUGAACACGAUCCGCGAUGUGUCGUCCUCGUCACGCGACAUGUUGGCGGAGCUCCGCAAACGAAGAGCGUUGUUGCAGCGCAUUGGCGAAGCGCCAGAUUGCGUGGCCACGUGUCAGGCAGUCAUCCAGUUGUGCGUCGCGCUGUCUUCUGGCGUUUUCCCGCGGGAGACCCCGCGCUGGUGGGUUAAACGACGGACUGGCAGAACAUGGGAGGACCUCCGCCUGUGUGACGACGCAACGGACGAGUACUACCGUCAGAAGUUGCGCAUGUCGAUGGCCAUGUUCAAGCAGAUCGUGGCCGCGUGCGCCGAGUACGUGGAGAAGAAGGUGACGCACUAUAGGAUGCCAUUGCCGGUGGAGCAGGUCAUCGCGUUCGCGCUGUACAGGUUGGCGUCAGGAGAGACGUACAAGAGCGGCAUGUCUGCCUUUGGCAUCGGGAGAGCAACUGGACUGCAGGUCGUCCGCGACGUCACUUCGGCACUGCUGCAGGCGUACCCAGACGCAAUAAAGUGGUCAGUGGGCCGUAGACGCGCGCAGAUUCUGUGCGUUUUCCGUGACAAGGGUUUCCCCGACUGCUUCGGCGCAAUCGACUGCACACACAUCUUCAUUGACAAGCCCGCCGGCGCACCAUCUGCCAACUACAAUGACCGCAAACAGAAGUUUUCCGUGCAGGCGCAGGUGGUAGUGGAUUUAGAUCUGCGGAUCAUGGACGUCCACAUCGGAUACCCGGGAAGCGUGCACGACGUCCGUGUCCUGCACAAUUCCCAGCUGUGGAGGCGUGCACAAGUUGGCGAGUUGUUCGACGCACCUCCGGUUCCCUACACAAUUUACGAGGGUAUCCUGUUGAACACAGGGGAUGUGAAGGAAACCUUCCUUUUGAAUACACUGGUCGUAGGGGAUAAUAUCAUUCCAGUGAUGGGCCAGUAGUUUGUAAUAAGUUGAAGUUAUGUUGAAAAUGCGUAUAAAAACAGCCUCUCCUGUUGAAAGACUGUUUACAAACAGUUUACCAACUGCAUUAAAGAAAUGUAAAAAAACAAUUAUUCCUCCGCUACGAAUAGUCAUCACUCUUUACUACAAAAAAAAGGCACAAGAGAAGACUCCGUUUUGGUUGCUGCUCACUUUCGCAAAUUUAGCGGUGAAAAAAAUGAAUUACAUUUUAAUUU